UAUGCCGUGAGCUUCCCUCCCAUUCUUAGCUCUGGUGAUAAAGUGUGUCUCUGUGUGGACGGAGCUAACAGUGGGCUAACAUGAAGUGAGUCCCAGCAGCUCGAGUGUGUGUCUUCAGCCUCUGAGCUCGCAGGAAGUGCAGCUCGGGUGCCUCUCCACUCGUCUCAUCAAUGCAGCUUUCAUUCUCCCGUGGUGGGGCAAGAUGGAAGCUGUACAAAAGGACCACUGGUACUUUGUGGUACUUAUCUUUCUCCCUUUUCUCAGAGUUGCUGUCCAGCAGAAAGAGGCCGUCACAGUCCGACUGGAGGAAGGGAUGAUCCUCGGCUGUCUGUGCCCCUGGAGCGGCAACCUCAGCAUGGUGUCCUGGACCAAAAUUCCCGACAAGGUUCCCAUAGCCGUGUUCCAUCCAGAGUACGGCUCGUCCUUCUCUCGCCAACACAUGGAGAGGAUAGAGUUCCUGAGGACCGCGCCCAUGGACGGAAGCAUUUCCAUGAAGAACGUCACCCAUCAGGACAUCGGGAUUUACCACUGCUCAGUUCAGACCUUCCCUGGAGGACCCUGGAUCACGAGCGUACAGGUGGAGGAUUUAGAUGAGCCACCUGAAGAAGGAGAAGAUGAGGAUGCUGAUGAAGAAGGAGGAGAAGACGACAUCGCAGGGCACCCCACCCCAGAGGGGAUUGUGGCGGACGUACAUUUGGUGGCGGAGCUGGACAGCAACCUGACCAUCAGCUGCGACCACAAGCACGACGGCACCGUCUACCAGGCCCUGCUGGAGAGGAUGCCGUCCGGCCAGCCCUGGGGCAUCAUCGGCGUGUGCAAGCAGGUGGACGGGGGCCUGGUGGGCGAGGACUACAGCGACAGGGGGCAGGUCAGCUGUGCCGACAGCCUGGAUGUCAAUCUGCACCUGACGGGUGUGGUGCCGGACGAUAGGGGUUUCUACCGCUGCACCUUCAACACAGAUGCGGGGGUGCGGAUCACCACCGUGCUGCUCACGGUCGUCACUCCAGGUGGAUUCAGCCUGUCUCUGUACAUGAUGUAUAUUUACAUCGGGGCGGGGUGUGCAGGGCUUCUUCUCGUCACAGUCGUCAUCAUACUAGCUUUAAGGCAAAGGAAGAAGAGCAGGAGAGAGGAGUACCGGGUCAAACUGCACCCGUCUCAGAGACAGCCAAACAUCUACGAGAACCAGAACGUGUUUGUGUGUGCGGGGAACACAAAGAGGUCCCGGCAGAAGGGAAGCUGCCCGGUGUACGCCAACCUGCCGACCCCACGAUCCCACAGAACCGGACGUCCGCCUCGUGAUAAAUGAGCAGACGUGAAUAUGAUGCACCGUCAAACUGUGAAUGUGUAGUUUUGAAUCUGGCUCAGAUGCCAGUGUGCUCUCAGGUCUUCCCAAACAAAUCAUUGACUGUGUAUCUAAACAAAACAAAAAGAUAAAGGCAUAUUGACAAGCUCCGAGCACUUCUUCUGAUGAGAUGCAGGCGUCACACUGACAGUGAUUAAUAUUCAUAUUGUGGCUUGACAUGCUUUAACAAGCUGGUGCUCGUGUUUGUCUCAGGGAGCUGACACGUUCGGUUGGGUCCAGCCCUUAAUUAAAUGUAGUAUGUGCCGCGUAAUCACCGCCGAGAAAAUAUCUGUUUUGGGCAAAACAAUAUUUGACAGCAGCCGUCGCGCGGGAAGCGGCAGACAAAAGCCUGUGUAAUCGUUCUGUUCACUUCCAUAACCCCUCAGUAACACGAUUGACAAAAGCCUGUGUAAUUGCUCUCCAUUUACUUUCAUCCCUCCUGCUUUCCAUUCAAAGCCUGACAAUGGCGUCUAAUCAUCUAACAGGAUAGAGAAAGGCAGUCACUCAGCACCAUGUACCAUCACUUGAGACCGCUGCGUUUUCCCAGAGGGCUCUCUGCCGAGGAUGACUGCUUUCUAGUUACAACACGCUCUCAUUAUGAAAGCUAAACUCUAAUUAGCUAAUCCUGUGCUUCUGCCUCCUUCUACUUUUCUGAUUUAUGAAAUGUAAUUCAACUAUUUUCUUAUGAUAAGCUGUCACAAGUUUUCAAAGCUGUAUUUGUUAUUAUAUUUUAUCCUGCCUAUAUAUGCUCUUGUGAAUCAGUAUUUAAUGUUCAUGGUAGUUCUGUGAAACUAUGUGUUGUUUAAUGUGAUUCGUUUAUGUCCAUAGAAAUGGAGGCAGUGGCAGUAAUGGAUAUGCGGACUAUUCCGCUAGGAAACCAAAUGUGGACAAGUUAGACAUGUCAACAUAAAGGGACAAUAUGGUGUUGGAAUCACAUGGUUUUUUUUUCUUUUCUUGCUGUUCCUGAUUUAAAAAAUGUCAAUUUCAGUGUUAUACAUGUGACACAUCGUGUGCGUGACCAGCAUUACUGAAGCCGAUGUGUGUAACUGCUAAUGACUUCCUGUGAUAUAAAAUAAAAGGUGUCAUAGCCACAGA
Molecule: messenger RNA, 2437 nt
Organism: Platichthys flesus (European flounder)
Lineage: Eukaryota; Metazoa; Chordata; Actinopteri; Pleuronectiformes; Pleuronectidae
Gene: cd226
Product: CD226 molecule
Exons: 6
Coding region: 203-1306 (367 amino acids)
Biological process (GO): positive regulation of type II interferon production; positive regulation of natural killer cell mediated cytotoxicity directed against tumor cell target; positive regulation of immunoglobulin mediated immune response
Cellular component (GO): external side of plasma membrane
Source: RefSeq, a predicted model, not a curated record